AGUGGGAUCCUUGAAAGGGACAGUUUUCUAAAGAAGGAGAAAUAGGAGGAGUUACAGUACCUGACUUGGGGCUGCUGUUAAUCAAGUGCUGCGCUGUAAGGAAGAUAAUUUUCAAGCGUUAUGAAGGCAGAGAAGGAUCCUGAAGACGAAGAAAAUAUCCUUAGAGAUCCAAGCUAAGUGUAGCACAGCAUGUGAGGGACUGAGUCACUGGUUCGGAGUUUGCGUGAGGGCUUUCUUUGUGAGCUGCAGAGAUUUGUAACUUAAUGCGGAGUGGUUUGCCAUUAGCCACAAGAAACUAAAUCCUGCCUAUGAUGAGCUGUUGGUUUUCUUGUGCUCCUAAGAACAGACAUGCAGCAGAUUGGAAUAAAUAUGAUGACCGGUUGAUGAAAGCUGCAGAGAGAGGGGAUGUAGAAAAAGUAUCCUCAAUCCUUGCUAAAAAGGGAGUCAAUCCAGGCAAACUAGAUGUGGAGGGCAGAUCUGCCUUCCAUGUGGUGGCCUCAAAGGGGAACCUUGAGUGUUUGAAUGCCAUCCUUAUACAUGGAAUUGACAUUACAACCAGUGACACUGCAGGGAGAAAUGCUCUUCAUCUGGCUGCUAAGUAUGGACAUGCAUUGUGCCUGCAAAAACUUCUACAGUACAAUUGUCCUACCGAACAUGUAGACCUGCAGGGAAGAACUGCACUUCAUGAUGCAGCAAUGGCAGACUGUCCUUCUAGCAUACAGCUGCUUUGUGACCAUGGGGCCUCUGUGAAUGCCAAAGACAUAGAUGGGCGGACACCCCUUGUUCUUGCUACUCAGAUGUGUAGGCCAACAAUAUGUCAACUACUGAUAGAUAGAGGGGCAGAUAUUAAUUCCAGAGACAAACAAAACAGAACGGCUCUCAUGCUUGGUUGUGAGUAUGGUUGCAGAGAUGCAGUAGAAAUCUUAAUUAAAAAUGGUGCUGAUGUAAGCUUGCUGGAUGCCCUUGGCCAUGAUAGUUCUUACUAUGCAAGAAUUGGUGACAAUCUGGACAUUCUAACCUUACUGAAGACUGCAUCAGAAAACACCAGCAAAGGGAGAGAACUUUGGAAAAAAGGACCAUCUCUGCAACAGCGAAAUUUGACACACAUGCAAGAUGAAAUAAACAUAAAGUCAAAUCAGAGGGAGCAUCAAAACAUUCAGGAUCUGGAGAUUGAAAAUGAAGAUCUGAAAGAGCGGUUGAGAAAAAUUCAGCAAGAACAAAGGAUACUAUUGGAUAAAGUCAAUGGUUUACAAUUACAGCUGAAUGAGGAAGUAAUGGUUGCUGAUGAUCUGGAAAAUGAGAGAGAAAAGCUGAAGUCUCUUUUGGCAACUAAAGAAAAGCAACAUGAAGAAAGCUUAAGAACUAUUGAGGCUCUGAAAAAUAGAUUUAAAUAUUUUGAGAGUGAUCAUUUAGGAUCAGGAAGUCAUUUCAGUAACCGAAAAGAAGAUAUGCUUCUUAAACAAGGUCAACUGUAUAUGACAGACUCACAGUGUACUUCCACAGGUAUGCCAGCUCAUAUGCAAAGCAGAUCUGUAUUAAGACCACUGGAGCUAUUACCCAGCCAAACUUCAUACUCUGAAAAUGAAAUUUUGAAGAAAGAGUUAGAAGCAAUGCGAACCUUCUGUGAGUCAGCAAAGCAAGACCGACUCAAGCUCCAAAAUGAACUGGCUCACAAGGUGGCAGAGUGCAAAGCUUUAGCCUUAGAAUGUGAAAGGGUCAAGGAGGACUCAGACGAACAGAUAAAGCAAUUAGAAGAUGCCUUAAAAGAUGUGCAGAAGAGAAUGUAUGAGUCAGAAGGUAAAGUGAAACAAAUGCAGACUCAUUUUCUUGCCCUCAAAGAGCACCUAACUAGUGAAGCAGCCACAGGGAAUCACAGAGUAAUGGAAGAACUGAAAGAUCAGUUGAAAGACAUGAAAGCAAAAUAUGAAGGUGCAUCUGCAGAAGUGGGAAAGUUAAGAAACCAAAUCAAACAAAAUGAGAUGUUAGUGGAAGAGUUUAAGAAGGAUGAAGGUAGGUUGAUAGAAGAAAAUAAGCGAUUGCAGAAGGAAUUUAGUAUGUGUGAAAUGGAACGAGAGAAGAAAGGAAGAAAGAUCAUGGAGAUGGAAGGCCAGUUAAAAGAAUUGUUAGCAAAAGUGGCCCUUUCCAUUCCAACAGAAAAAUUUGAAAACAUGAAGAGUUUAUUAUCAAAUGAAGCGAGUGAGAAAGCAAAAAAACUGGUAGAAAUGGAAAGAGAAUAUGAAAAAUCUCUUAGUGAAAUUAGACAGCUGAAGAGAGAACUUGAAAACAAUAGAGCCAAGUUUGCCCAACAUGUGAGACCAGAGGAACACGAGCAGCUUAAGAGCAGGUUAGAGCAAAAGUCAGGAGAGCUUGGGAAGAGGAUCACUGAGUUGACACUAAAAAACCAGGCACUACAAAAGGAAGUUGAAAAAGUUUCUCUGGAUAAUAAACUCCUCAACCAGCAAGUGCAUAAUCUAACAAUUGAAAUGAAAAAUCAUUAUGUUCCUUUAAAGGUAAGUGAAGAAAUGAAAAAGUCACAUGACGUAAAUAUUGAUGAUUUGAAUAAAAAACUUUCCGAUGUAACACAAAAAUAUACAGAGAAGAAGUUGGAGAUGGAGAAAUUGCUGAUGGAAAAUGACAGAUUAAGUAAGAAUGUUAGCCACCUAGAAACUGUGUUUGUACCUCCUGAAAAACAUGAAAAAGAGAUAAUGGCUCUGAAAUCUAAUAUUGUUGAACUUAAAAAACAGCAGUCUGAACUUAGUAAAAAAUGUGGUGAAGACCAAGAAAAAAUUCAUGCACUUGUGUCUGAAAACACUAGUUUGAAAAAGGCUCUGAGUAGCCAGUAUGUACCAGCCAAAACCCAUGAAGAGAUUAAGACUGCCUUGAAUAACUCAUUAGAUAAAACUAACAGAGAAUUAUUUGAUGUGAAGAAAAGCUUUGAAGAUAUAAAUCAAGAAUUCAUAAAAAUAAAAGACGAGAAUGAAAUUUUAAAAAGAAACCUGGAAAACACUCAGAAUCAAAUAAAAGCUGAGUACAUCAGCCUGGAAGAGCAUGAGGGAAAGAUGCAUGCUAUGAGUCAGAGCCUGAAGAAGGAGCAAGAUGCUAAUGCUUCAAUCCUGGCCAAGUACAACCAAGGUCAGGAAGAGAUUGUGACACUGCAUGCUGAAAUUAAAGCCCAGAAGAAGGAACUUGAUACAAUACAAGAAUGUAUCAAGUUAAAAUAUGCUCCAAUUAUCAGCUUUGAAGAGUGUGAGCGAAAAUUCAAAGCAACAGAAAAAGAACUAAAAGAACAGUUAUUACAGCAGACACAAAAGUAUACUGUCAGAGAAGAGGAGGCCAAGAAAAGCAAGCUAGAGAAUGACAAAUUAAAGAAGGAGAUUUCCGCCCUUCAGAAAGAGUUGAAGGAUAAGACUGUUCUGAUGGAGAAUUCCCGUGAAACUGAAAGAGCAUUAAGCACAAAAACAGAAGAGCUAAACAAAGAGUUAAAAGACCUGUCGCAGAAAUACACUGAAGUAAAGAAUGAGAAAGAGAAGCUCGUGGAAGAAAAUGCCAGGCAGAGUUCAGAGAUCCUUGCAGCACAAAAUCUUUUGCAAAAACAGCACGUUCCAUUGGAACAGGUUGAGGCUCUGAAAAAGUCUCUUAAUGGCACAAUUGAGAAUUUAAAAGAAGAACUGAAGAAUAAGCAAAGGUGUUAUGAGAAAGAGCAACAGACAGUGACCAAGCUGCAUCAGCUGUUGGAGAAUCAAAAGAACUCUUCAGUACCCCUGGCGGAGCAUUUGCAGAUUAAGGAAGCAUUUGAGAAAGAGGUUGGAAUCAUGAAAGUUAGCUUGAGAAAAAAGGAAGAAGAAAGCCAAAACAAAACUGAAGAAGUCUCCAAACUCCAGACCGAGAUUCAGAACACUAAACAAGCAUUAAAGAAAUUAGAGACAAGAGAGGUAGUUGAUUUGUCUAAAUAUAAAGCGACAAAAAGUGAUUUGGAGACCCAGAUUUCCAAUUUAAUUGAAAAACUAGCCAAUCUCAAUAGAAAGUAUGAUGAAGUAUGUGAGGAGGUUUUGCAUGCCAAAAAGAAGAAAUUAUCUACAAAAGAUGAAAAGGAUUUACUACAUUUCAGCAUUGAGCAAGAAAUCAAGGAUCAGAAGGAACGAUGUGAUAAAUCCUUAACAACAAUCACGGAGUUACAGAGAAGAAUACAAGAAUCUGCUAAACAAAUUGAAGCAAAAGAUAAUAAGAUAACUGAACUGCUUAAUGAUGUAGAAAGACUAAAACAGGCGCUCAAUGGCCUUUCCCAACUCACAUACACGAGUGGCAGCCCCACCAAGAGGCAGAGCCAGCUGAUUGACACUCUGGAGCACCAAGUGAAGACCCUGCAGCAGCAGCUGGCUGAUGCUGACAGACAGCACCAAGAAGUAAUUGCAAUUUAUCGGACACAUCUUCUUAGUGCUGCACAGGGUCACAUGGAUGAGGACGUUCAGGCGGCCUUACUGCAGAUCAUUCAGAUGCGGCAGGGGCUUGUGUGCUAGCGUUGGCACUGAGCAGCCCCCGCCUGCCUUAUCUUCCUGGUGCUGAGCAGUCUGUGUGCAACUAUGACUCUUCUGGGCCUAACUCUGCUACUAGAAUUAAAAUAAAAUAUAUUUUGUU
This is a messenger RNA of Sciurus carolinensis (gray squirrel), 4635 nucleotides long. RefSeq names its product uveal autoantigen with coiled-coil domains and ankyrin repeats (gene Uaca). Lineage: Eukaryota; Metazoa; Chordata; Mammalia; Rodentia; Sciuridae. The transcript has 19 exons. Gene Ontology annotation, molecular function: actin binding. The record is from RefSeq and is a predicted model, not a curated record. The coding region runs from base 309 to 4517 and encodes 1402 amino acids.